Molecule: messenger RNA, 2359 nt
Organism: Periophthalmus magnuspinnatus
Lineage: Eukaryota; Metazoa; Chordata; Actinopteri; Gobiiformes; Gobiidae
Gene: inpp5jb
Product: inositol polyphosphate-5-phosphatase Jb
Biological process (GO): negative regulation of peptidyl-serine phosphorylation; phosphatidylinositol dephosphorylation
Cellular component (GO): plasma membrane; ruffle; cytoplasm
Molecular function (GO): phosphatidylinositol-3,4,5-trisphosphate 5-phosphatase activity; phosphatidylinositol-4,5-bisphosphate 5-phosphatase activity
Source: RefSeq, a predicted model, not a curated record
GAAGGGCACACACGCGGGGAGGAGGGCACACGCGGUGCAGCGGCGCUCUGUCAGCCGCUGUGUCUUCAUUUCAGGCGGGGGACGGUCUCAUGUAGCGCUCGCAUCAACCCCAGCCCAGAGCGUACCCUACCCGCCUUCAUUCACCGUGUCUGCCCCGGUCUACUCGGAUAUCUGCAGCCCAGAGGAGCAGCUCGGACGCGGAGAUGCCGAUGGUCUCAAGCGCGACACGGACACUACACACGGGACUUCUACAACAGUGACGACAAUUUAGAUCUGCAAAGCAUCAUUGCAUCGAGACCCUGCGAUUAUUUCACGCUUAUAACCUCGCAGACAUCUCCCAAAAUGGACAGUAACAGGCAGAUUGAGGAGCACGGGGGGCGAUCGAGUGGCGCGUCUGACCCUGUCCCCCCCAGACCCAGAAGACCUCAGAGGAGCGCCCGGGUGGAGGGGUCCGUGGACAUAUCCGAGCCCAAAGAGCCUCCUCCGACAGAACUGAGUGUCCCAGAUGGUUCUGCCCCGAGCUGCCUCAAAUCCCCCUGCCCUGAACCCACCAAGCCCAUAGAGGAGCACCCAUCACUCCCAGGAGUCAAGCUGGGUCCCAAAGGUCCUGGGCACCACCACCAACCAGUGCGGGCAGCCUCCGUGCCCGACCCCCCCAUGGGCAGGCACAUACCCCCUCACCUGAACCCUCAUAGGGCUCUGUCUGUGGCCGGCACCGCAGACACUCAGGCACUCACUGUGGAAGACUUCAGGAUCCAUGUCAUCACGUGGAAUGUUGGCUCCGCCCAGCCCCCUGAUGACAUCACUUCCUUGUUGGGGCUGAACGUGGGGGACGGAAACACAGACAUGUACAUCAUCGGGCUGCAGGAGGUGAACUCUAUGAUAAACAAGCGUCUGAAGGACGUGCUGUUCACUGACCAGUGGAGUGAGGUGUGCAUGGAGCGCCUCAGCCCCUUUGGCUACGUGCUGGUGACGUCCCAGAGAAUGCAGGGCGUAUUGCUGCUCGUUUUUGCCAAGUACUUCCAUCUGCCCUUCCUGCGCGGGGUCCAGACAGAGACCACCCGCACCGGCCUGGGGGGCUACUGGGGAAACAAAGGGGGAGUGAGCGCUCGUAUGUCAGUGUUUGGUCACACACUGUGCUUCCUGAACUGCCACCUGCCCGCCCACAUGGAGAACUCGGAGCAGCGCAUGGACGACUUCGAGAGCAUACUACAGCAGCAGCAGUUUGAGGGCCAGGCAGCCACCGGUGUGCUGGACCACGAUGUGGUGUUCUGGUUUGGGGACCUGAACUUUCGCAUUGAUGACCUGGACAUGCAGGUGGUGAAAUCUGCCAUAGACAACAACAAGUACUCCACUCUGUGGGAAAAAGAUCAGCUGAACAUGGCCAAAGACUGUGAGACAGUACUGGAGGGCUUCCAGGAGGGGCCGCUCAAGUUCCCCCCAACGUACAAGUUUGAUGUAGGCACAGACAUGUACGACACCAGUGGGAAAAAGCGCAAACCGGCCUGGACCGACCGUAUCCUGUGGCGUCUAAGGGCCACGGCUCCGGGCAGCGCAGAUGGCAAGCGCAACUCCAUCUCCGGGCUCACCAGCGGCACCCGUGUUACCCAGCACUACUACAGGAGCCACAUGGAGUACACUGUCAGUGACCACAAGCCUGUGUCCGCCAUCUUCACUCUGCAGUUCCCAUACAGAGUGGAUGUGCCUCUGGUCACCCUGAUCGUGGAGGACGAGUGGAAACUGUGCCGCGACGCCACAGCCAAUCAGACUGGCCCCAACUACUCACGCAGCUCAUGGGACUGGAUCGGCCUCUACAAGGUGGGCUUCAAACACCACAAGGACUAUGUGGGCUACGUGUGGGCCAAACAGGAGGAGAAUGACUUCCACCGACAGGAGCAUCAGGUGUUGUUCACUGAGGAGGAGCUGCCUAAAGGCUCAGGGGACUUCAUCCUGGGUUACUACAGCAACAACAUGAACUCCAUUGUGGGGGUGACAGAGCCCUUCCAGAUUCAGCUGCCCUCGGAGGAGCCUCACAGCAGCUCCUCUGACAGCUCCGACUUCAGUUCAGAGGACGACAGCACCGUGGUCCACAUGAAAACAAGGUCCAGGAGCUCCAGCCCCUGCCACCGGACCACCCGAGCCCACCGGCACCGCAGCCCAGAGCCCCAGCCCACCCCUAACCCUGCACCUGACACUGACACCACGCCUGACACUAACACUGACUCCUGCCUGUGCCCCCAGCAGCCAGCAGAGGGUGAUAGCACACAGGAGGAGGUGAAGACAACAGGGGAGUGACCAGUGCACAGGUCCAAAUGUCCUGCCUCUCAUACACUGCAAAAAGGAAGAGCCACACCAGUUA